This is a messenger RNA of Exophiala viscosa, 1050 nucleotides long. RefSeq names its product aquaglyceroporin like protein. Gene Ontology annotation, biological process: water transport; glycerol transmembrane transport. The transcript has 3 exons. Bases 1 to 1050 code for a protein of 349 amino acids. Gene Ontology annotation, cellular component: plasma membrane. Lineage: Eukaryota; Fungi; Ascomycota; Eurotiomycetes; Chaetothyriales; Herpotrichiellaceae. The record is from RefSeq and is a predicted model, not a curated record. Gene Ontology annotation, molecular function: water channel activity; glycerol channel activity.
AUGGCUAAGACCACACACGAGGAGCGUCCUCAUCACCACGAAGCCCCUCGCUCUCAAGCCCCCAGCCGACGCAACUCAACAGUGCCAGGCGUCCUCCCAUACUCUGAGCAUGGUCCAGUUAUCGAUCAUAAGAUCCCUCAAGCUGAGGCUGUGCAACAACAACCAGACCUCGCAUGGAGUCGUAUCCGCCAUUAUAUGAGAGAACCCUUUUCCGAGUUCUUCGGAGUUUUCAUCCUGAUCCUUUUUGGUGACGGUGUCGUGGCACAAGUCGUGCUCAGUGAUAACACCAAGGGUGACUAUCAAUCAAUUUCUUGGGGCUGGGGUCUCGGUGUCAUGCUUGGUGUCUACUCUAGCGGUAUCUCCGGUGCUCAUUUGAACCCGGCUGUCACUUUCGCCAACUGCGUUUUCCGCAAGUUUCCCUGGAGAAAAUUCCCCACGUACAUGCUCGCCCAGGUUCUUGGUGCCAUGACUGCAUCUGCUGUUGUUUACGCCAACUACAAAUCCGCCAUUGAUGUUUACGAGGGCGGCGCCAACAUUCGAACCGUUGGUGGAACCACUUCCACAGCAGGCAUUUUCUGCACAUACCCUGCAGACUUUAUGACCAAGACCGGUCAAUUCUUCUCCGAAUUCAUUGCCAGCACACUCUUGAUGUUCUUGAUCUACGCUAUCAAAGAUGACGGAAACAUUGGAGCUGGCCCUUUGACUCCUCUCUGUCUUUUCUUCAUCAUUUUCGGUAUUGGUGCUUGCUUCGGCUGGGAAACCGGAUAUGCUAUCAACCUUGCUCGUGACUUCGGUCCCCGCCUGGUUUCGUACAUGAUCGGCUAUGGCCACGAAGUCUGGAGCUAUGGUGGCUAUUAUUUCUGGGUCCCCAUGGUUUCACCAUUCUGCGGCUGCCUUUUCGGAGGCUGGAUGUAUGACACUUUCCUGUUCACUGGAGAGUCGCCAAUCAACACCCCUUGGAUGGGGCUGAAGCGAUUCACUCAGCCAAAACGAUCAGUCUGGUCGAACACCUACAACCUUGAUGAUCUUGAGCAUGAGAGCCAGGUUUAA